GCACACUGUAAUAAGUAGGCAUAUGGACUCGUACCUUUGUAAAGAGUUAUCUCCCUGUCUCUGGGCUUCAGAAUAAGUUGAUGAACACAGCGCAUCCAUGGUUUUAGCAUGAGUUUAGGUCUCUGCAUUACUUCUGGACACACUGGUAGCACCGGUCUAGGUCACUACAUGACCCCAGGAGACACUAGCAACACGAGUCUAGAUCUCUACUCGGUUCCUGUACACACUGGUAGCACCAGUCUAGGUCACUACAUGACCCCAGGAGACACUAGCGACACGAGUCUAGAUCUCUACUUGACCCCUGGACACACUGUCAACACGAAUCUAGAUCUAUACGUGAACCCUGGACACACUGUCAGCAUGAAUCUAGGUCUAUACGUGAACCUUGGACACACUGGUAGCACCGGUCUAGGUCACUACAUGACCCCAGGAGACACUAGCAACACGAGUCUAGAUCUCUACUCGAUUCCUGUACACACUGGUAGCACGAAUCUAGAUCUCUAUUUGACCCCUGGACACACUGUCAGCACGAAUCUAGGUCUAUACGUGAACCCUGGAUACAGUGACAGCACGAGUCUAGGUCUAUACGUGAACCCUUGACACAGUGACAGCACGAGUCUAGGUCUAUACGUGACCCCUGGACACAGUG
Molecule: messenger RNA, 649 nt
Organism: Limulus polyphemus (Atlantic horseshoe crab)
Lineage: Eukaryota; Metazoa; Arthropoda; Merostomata; Xiphosura; Limulidae
Exons: 2
Coding region: 109-600 (163 amino acids)
Source: RefSeq, a predicted model, not a curated record